This is a messenger RNA of Notodromas monacha, 817 nucleotides long. Lineage: Eukaryota; Metazoa; Arthropoda; Ostracoda; Podocopida; Cyprididae. The record is from the annotation of a GenBank genome assembly.
AAGUGUUCCAUUGUCAAAUUACGAGGACUUGAAAGAUGCUCUUAUUUCCGGAGACCACGUGUUCACCCAGUCGGAAGUGAGCGCUUGCGAAGGCGAAGAUCUCGGAUUUGCCAGGUUAAUUAACGCUUGAAGUGUAAUGGACACUUGGGAAAUCACUAAUGAAGGUUUGCCCAACGAGACGCUGAGGAUGUCGUAUGACGUCUGGGUCGAUUACUACCUCACUGAGGCCAAAGUCGGGGUUGAGAAAAUUGUAAUUACCGUUUUGCCAGAUGGCACCCCUUUGACAAUCGCCAGUAAUUUUGAGGAAUUGCUCGUGAUUCUGCAAAAUAACCACAGACUCGAAGUUACUGUCAAUGCCAAAUUGUGCGGAUGGGACUCGCCAAAUGGACCGUAUUACCCCACAAUAUAUGGUCAAACGAUAAAUGGCUGGUCUUGGGACAACGUCGAAACCGGCUCAAGUGUCAACUUCGUCAGCAAAAUGGUUGCAAAAAGAGAUGGAAAAGCUUACCUGCUUCAGCAGCAAUACAAUGUACUUCAAGAUGGAUCGGUGGCAGUGAAUCUGCACUCACUUGACCCAAUCACAGGUCAACUGUUGUCAGUCGAUUCAGCAUCUUGCGAAUUGUCAAAUUCUGCGAUUCGUAUUGCUUCAGUCGACCGUCCAAGAAAUAAAUUGCUGACCAUCGAGGAAUUGACUGCAGUGCAAAUGCAAGGACGUCGAAUCAGUUUCUUCGCCGACCUCAAUGACUGCACUGGUGAACCCAAACUCGUCAUAGGUGGCACAUUUGCUGAUGGCUCCACACUCGACAGAUUCGCAAAC